Mangifera indica (mango) is the source of this 1677-nucleotide messenger RNA. RefSeq names its product receptor like protein 27-like. The record is from RefSeq and is a predicted model, not a curated record. NCBI's taxonomy places the organism in Eukaryota, Viridiplantae, Streptophyta, Magnoliopsida, Sapindales, Anacardiaceae. Gene Ontology annotation, molecular function: protein binding. The transcript has a single exon. Bases 1 to 1677 code for a protein of 558 amino acids.
AUGAAAAGACUUGGACUAUCAUCGAAUCAAUUGGAAGGUUCGAUUCCUGCGUCCAUCAUUGAACUUGAGAAUCUCGAAUUCCUUGACCUUAAGUGGAAUAACCUGAGUGGCACCGUGGAUUUACACAUGUUUCUCCAUAAACUCAAAUUUUUAGAACUAUUAGCUCUCUCGUCAAAUUCUUUAUCCCUGAUUACCAAAACCAACUUCCAUCCUGAAGUUCAACAACUGUGGUUUUUAGGAUUGGCUUCAUGCAACCUCAACGAGUUCCCGAAUUUCCUACACAACCUAGAUCAAUUGGAGAUUCUAGACCUUUCAUCUAACAAGAUAGCUAGCCAAAUACCUCAAUGGUUCUUGAACCGAAGUGUACAUAGUUUGCUAUACUUGAACCUUUCCCACAAUCUUUUGACUGGCUUUCGGAAUCAUUUCGAGUUUCUCCCAUGGACUCGUCUAGACAUUUUAGACCUUGGGUAUAAUAAAUUCCAAAGACCAUUGCAAGUUCCACCACCAUCAACCCGAGUCUAUCUGGUUUCACACAAUAAUCUGGUUGGCGAAAUUCCACCUCUCAUGUGCAAUUUGAGUCAACUGGAAGGUCUUGAUUUGUCUAAUAAUAACUUCAGUGGCAGGCUUCCACAAUGUAUGGGCAAUCUCAGCUAUAGCCUUUUAGCGUUGAAUUUGCGAAAUAACAAGUUUUGUGGAAGUAUUCCUUCAAUAUUUGUGAGUGGCACACAUCUGAAGUGGAUUGAUUUAAGCCAUAAUGAACUACAAGGGAGAAUUCCUAGAUCAUUAGCUAAUUGUAGAAAGCUGGAAUUUCUUGAUCUUGGAAAUAACCAAAUUAGUGAUGUUUUCCCCUCUUGGUUGGGAACACUUCCAGAGUUAAAGGUUCUCAUUUUGCAAGCCAAUCGGUUUUGGGGUGUAAUAAAAGAUCCUAAAACAAAUUUUGCCUCUCCAAAGUUGCGCAUCAUCGAUCUUUCUGGUAAUAGAUUUACAGGUAAUCUCCCAUCAAAAUACUUUCAAUCUUGGAAUGCCAUGAAAGUUGAAAAUGCAAGUGGGCUAACAUAUAUGGAGGAAGAAAUAAUCGACGUUUCAGCUGGUAUUGGUGAGGGAAUUCGUCUAUUCUAUUCUCUGUAUGCUAACUCGGUAGAGAUAAAUACCAAAGGCUUUGAGCUGAUAUAUGAGAAGAUCUCAAAUAUGCUCACAGCCAUUAUUUUCUCAAACAACCGAUUUGAAGGAGAGAUUCCAGAAUCUAUUGCUGACUUACGGGGGCUUCAUUUUCUCCGUCUUUCAAAUAAUUCUCUCUCAGGUCCCAUCCCCUCAUCCAUGGGCAAAUUAGUGGCUCUAGAAUCUCUAGACCUCUCUAAUAACAGACUCUUGGGACAGAUUCCUCCGGAACUAGCACAGAUCACUUUCCUUGCAUUCUUCAAUGUUUCAAAUAAUCAUCUUAUCGGCCCCAUACCACAAGGGAAACAAUUUGCCACGUUUGAGAAUGAUUCGUAUAAUGGGAACCCAGGAUUAUGCGGAAAGCCUUUAUCAAAACAAUGUGAAUCUUUUCAAUCUUCACAGAAACAAGACUCAGACUCGCAUCAGUCUCUGUUUGAAAUAUAUCUGGAAAUAAUUUUGAUUGGGUAUGCGAGUGGGCUAAUUGUUGGAGUGGUCCUUGGAAAUACCUUUGCUAAAUGA